AUGACAAUGACAAACAAAAAAUUGAAAAUAGGUAUCGUUUGUUUUUCUUUUUUGGGUGGUUCAGGUGUUGUUGCUACAGAACUUGGUAAAUUAUUAGCUGAAAAUGGACAUCAAAUUCAUUUCAUUGCACAUGAUAUACCGUUUCGUCUGGACAUUUCUUCUACAAAUAUUUUUUAUCAUGCUAUCAAAAUAAAUAAUUAUCAUACUUUUCGAUAUCCAUUAUACGAUUUAGUACUUGCAAAUAAAAUAGCACAAGUAGCUAAGAUGGAGCAACUCAAUAUUUUACACGUACAUUAUGCUAUACCUCACGCAAUUUGUGCAAUUCUAGCUAGACAAAUAGUCGGUGAUCAUUUGAAAAUAGUUACAACUUUACAUGGUACCGAUAUUACUAUGUUAGCCCAUGAUGAAACAUUGAAAGAUUUGGUAAAAUUAUCUAUUGAUCAAAGUGACGCUGUAACGGCCGUCUCAAAAUAUUUAAUUCAAGAAGCUCAAAUAUUAUUGAAAACUACAUGUGAUAUCGAUUUGACGUAUAAUUUUUAUAAUGAACAUAUAUUCUAUCCAAAAGAUACAGAUGACUUGCGUAAAAGUUUAGGUAUUGAAGAAGAUCAAGUGUUAACACAUAUUUCCAAUUUUCGACCGGUUAAACGUGUCUCUGAUGUUAUCGAUAUUUUUCUACUUGUAAAUAAAGAAGUUCCGUCGACAAGACUAAUAUUUGUUGGUGAUGGACCAGAUAUAUCUGAAGUACAAAGGCGAGUACAUGAAUUAAAGUUGUAUCAACGUGUUCAUUUUCUCGGAAAGCAAGCUGAUGUAUCACAUAUCAUGUCAUUGACUAAUGUUUUACUAUUACCAUCGGAACAAGAAAGUUUUGGAUUAGUCGCACUCGAAGCAAUGGCAUGUGGUGUGCCUACUGUUGGAUCAAAUGUAGGUGGAGUUCCAGAAUUAGUUAUUCAUGGAGACACAGGUUUUCUUGCACCUAUUGGAGAUACGAAGACAAUGGCAGAAUAUACCAAACGUUUACUAACAGACAAGUCACUAUCGGAUCAAAUGAUGCAUCAAUGUUUAAAGCGAGCAAGGGCAAAUUUUACCGGUAUUCACAUCAGGUCAAACUAUGAACAAAUUUAUUACCGUGUUUUAAAUUCAAAAUUAUCUGAAGGAUGA
This is a messenger RNA of Adineta ricciae, 1158 nucleotides long. The record is from the annotation of a GenBank genome assembly. NCBI's taxonomy places the organism in Eukaryota, Metazoa, Rotifera, Eurotatoria, Adinetida, Adinetidae.